UAUAGUCGCUAAUGACUGAACAAAAGAAAUUUAUUGAAAAUUACAGAGAAGAAGUCUCGGUACGCGCAAACUACCAAUAGAAAGUGGCAUUAUUUUCCUUCGCACUGCCUUCUGGCUUCUUUAAGCCAAUCAGAUGUGACUGUUGAUCACACAACCAAUCAGAAUAGGUCUAACCGGUGUGCCUAUCAUCCGAGGGGAAGCAGCAGUGCAGCUAGGCUGCGGGGAAUAGCCGACAUGAAUUCACUGGAACAGGCAGAAGACCUGAAGGCCUUUGAGAGAAGACUGACCGAGUAUGUGUCCUGUUUACAACCUGCUACAGGCAGGUGGAGAAUGAUCCUGAUCUUUGUGUCUGUGUGUACGGCCACUGGGGCUUGGAACUGGCUAAUAGAUCCUGACACUCAAAAGGUCUCCUUCUUUUCAUCACUAUGGAAUCAUCCCUUCUUCACAAUCAGUUGCAUCACCCUUAUAGCCCUCUUCUUUGCUGGGAUACACAAACGGGUUGUGGCACCAUCAAUUAUUGCUGCUCGGUGUCGAACAGUUUUAGCAGAAUACAACAUGUCCUGUGAUGACACGGGUAAACUAAUUCUCAAACCUCGACCAAACAUUCAGUAGCCACUGGCCUAUGUGGGCUCUCCGGACACCAUGGUGUUUUUCUGGUCUCUCAGUGACACAGUGACCACUGGGUGGUCAGACUUGUUGUAAUGGGAAUACAUUUGCAGGACAUAAGGCAAAAAAAAAGAAGUGAUGGGGGCUUUUUUAUUAACAGUGUUGAUGUAGCAAUUGAUGCUGCUGAUCUGCUCACACACUCCAACUGACCUGUUUUAUCCCUGAUGUGUGUCUUCAGACUUGUUCAGAUUUGUUUCUUAUGCCCAUUGUAUAUUUUAUCGUAAUGUUUAUAUUUUUAAAAUGAUUUACCAAAUAAAUACUCUAUGCGUAAA
Cynoglossus semilaevis (tongue sole) is the source of this 938-nucleotide messenger RNA. RefSeq names its product CTD nuclear envelope phosphatase 1 regulatory subunit 1 (gene cnep1r1). Bases 235 to 612 code for a protein of 125 amino acids. Lineage: Eukaryota; Metazoa; Chordata; Actinopteri; Pleuronectiformes; Cynoglossidae. Gene Ontology annotation, cellular component: cytoplasm; Nem1-Spo7 phosphatase complex. The transcript is spliced from 6 exons. The record is from RefSeq and is a predicted model, not a curated record.